Messenger RNA from Procambarus clarkii (red swamp crayfish), 2782 nucleotides. The record is from RefSeq and is a predicted model, not a curated record. Lineage: Eukaryota; Metazoa; Arthropoda; Malacostraca; Decapoda; Cambaridae.
AACAAACCCAGCUGGCACCCGCAUCCCCGAGGGCGCCAGGUGAGGCCUCCUGUACUCUCUCUCUCUCUCCUCUCUCACUCACAACCUGUCUGUCCUCUCUUCUUUCAUCAAAGGUAGUUGGCUGAACCACUCAUCAUGGCUCGUCGUAGUGGUUGCUGUAUGUACUUCAACAUCAUCACUGCUGUAAUUGGAGUCAUAGCAGGAUGGUCAGCUUUUGGUGUGUUUUUCUUCCACUUCGAAAAUCGACAAGCUGGCAUGUGGGCUUUUGUGUCAGGAACAUUUGCUGCUACAACACUCUUCAUCCACAUUCUGUACAAGAAGCACUCCAUAGAGCUGUGGUACACACCAGAGAACCUUCUGCAAAUACGACUUCUGGGGCUCUUAGGGUUGAUAGCUGGGGUUAUAGGAACAGCAGUGUACAUUGGUAUUGCUAUAUCCAGAAAUGAAGGUUUCCCCUCCAUGGAUAACAUUGGUACAAAUCAUUACUUCAUGGCAAUAUGGUCAGUUCUGUCCCUCAAAUGGGCAGCAUCGCUCUGUGGCUUCUCGCACAUCUACCGCAAGAGACUCCUUGAGGAAUACCAUCCAUUGUUGGCAUGAAACCCUAACACAAAGAUUUCAUAGGUAUUUGCAGGAUACAGAUACAAAAUUAUACAUCCUUACUGUGAUUGCAUAAAAUUUUUUGCUACUUAGUGAAAACUAUGAUGAGCAGGUUUUAAGUAUGAUUGAUGGUACUGUGCAUAAAUUCACUAUGCAGUUGUAACUCGAGAGUAAUAUUGCCUUAACGUGUCCUCUAAAUAUCUGUGGAUUAAAUUUUUUUAACUCGGUUCCCUAAAUUAUAAAAUAAUAAGUAUCACACUGCAAGUAAUUGUUAUUUUUAUAUUGGUACUUAAAUGAAGCUAUUGUUUUAUCAAUAUUUUAUAGACUUUACAUACCUGUACAACUUAAUCAUUUCAGUAUUAAAUGUUAAAGGUCCCAUCUAUUACUGUACUUGCAUGGGGUGUAUCGUAUACUGUACAUUAUUGAUGGCACUCAUUUAUAAUAAAUAGUUGGUGCUAAAUAUCUGCACAUUGCUAGCAGUACACUUAUAUAAAAUAUAAUAGCAUUCAAAUAUGCACUUCAGGACGCAGGUUCGAAUCCUCGUCACGGCCCUUGUGGAUUUGCACUUCAGAGUUAUAUUAAACCUUACAAUAUUUGUUAGAAAAUUAGAUUAACAUUUUCUCAGGAUUUUAACUAGUGUACUGUACUGUACUGUGUACUCCUGCUGUAACUGACUAAUUGGGACAGACACCACUUCCACAGCAUCUAGCAUCUGCAUGGGCUCAAUCAAUAAAAAAAAAAUGUUGGAACAGUACAACAUUUAAUACAUUACAUUUAAUAACAUUUAAACAGCCAUAAUAUAUGAAACUAAUUAGCAAUUGUACAAUCGGAACAAAAAAUGGUAGAAAUUCUAAAUUUAGUCUGAGGAUCAUUGAACUAACAUACAAGGAAAGGUACAGCACGGAGGAAUAAAAUGACCAAGUCCUGCCGGUAUUUCUAACUAGAUAAUAUUAAAUUUACCCCCUUAAUUUGUAUAAAUUUAUUAUAAUUUCAAACAAUUUAUAGGUGUAUUAUAUUAUUCUUUUAGUGAUAUUUAAUCUUAUACUGUACUGGUAGCAUAAGUAUUUUCUGUGCAUUUAGGCGUAUUUCAUCGAUGCUAAUCUCAAGGUUCUAUAUAAAAAAAAUCACCUUUGAAUGUUAUGAAAUGCCCCUUUCUGGUGGGUCUCUUCCAUCUCGCUGAGCUUCCCACCUAUAUCCUCUAAACCCAGGUAUCGCACCAGAUUCUUAGCAAAUCACGAGUGCCCUUUGGUAGCAGUUAUUCACACAAUGCCAAAGUAAGGCUCCUGAACAUAACAGGAAGACGGAAACUGGGAGAUACAGAAGAGAUCCACCAGUAAGAGGCUUUUUAUUACAUUCAAUGCAGGAUUUCCAGGAGGGCUUAUUUUUUUAAUCUGAUGUUUCUACGACACCUUCACUUUUCACCGGCUAUAUUCUGCAUUUCCUACCGUAUUGUUCGCUCCAGUACUGCAUGUUAUUUUACCGUGCAAAUUUGGGACCUGGCCUUCCUGUAUUUUCCACGUAUAUAUUAUGUGUAACCUCUCUUGUUUCCGUUUCAGAGAGUACAUUAUGAGACAGUCCCAAUAAUUUAGGUGCUUUAUUGUGUGUGUGUGUGUGUGUGGGGGGGGGGGGCCAUAUAUGUCCUCUAUAUUCCCUCUACUUCAGAAAUCUGGUUUAACCAUUUAAGGAAGGGAACUAUGAGGAGACCAAGCCAUUACAACUAUAUGUAGUACUUGUACUUGGAAGGAAUUAGGAUAAGGAUUUGUGGUGGGACGAGGGGUAAGGAAUAGUGCACAUUCAUUUGGAUGGUCAGGGAUUGAACGCCGACUUGCAUGAAGCGAGACCAUCACUCUACUGUCCACUCUAACUGAUUUGAGUGGGAGUAUAUAGCAUUGGUAUAAUACAGGUAUCAGUUUUUCAGUGACUGUACAGUAUAUUUCUACUCUCAUACAUCAAAUAUUGUCACGAGAGCUUCUGUCAUUUUCUCAAUGAAUAGCCAUGAAGUAUUUUAACUACAUCAGUUAGUGAGUUUGAAAUGUUCUAUCUUAAACCUUGUUUAUUUUUAGUUCAUUUAUACAUUUGUUAAAGCCGAUAAAUGAGUUUUAUUUAAUAUGUAACAUAUACUAUAGAGAGUAUAUAAAGUAUUAUCUUUUAUUAUAUUGAAUUUGUCAUAAAGAAAUUUUGUUAA